Molecule: messenger RNA, 250 nt
Organism: Dentiscutata erythropus
Lineage: Eukaryota; Fungi; Glomeromycota; Glomeromycetes; Diversisporales; Gigasporaceae
Source: the annotation of a GenBank genome assembly
CUUAUCAAGUGCUAGAAAUCCUGAGCAAGUAAUUUCUUUGAGCAAACUAGCAACAAAAAAGACUAAGAAUGAGGAACUUCCCAGUUCUAAUAUUGAUAAAACAAACUUUGGUGUAAAAUUAUCUAAAGGUGGAGAUCGAUCAGAAUCAAAAACUAUAAAUUAUUCUAUCUUAUCAAUACCAGGAAGUGAUGUGCAAGCUAGAAUGAAAAUUUUGCGAGAAUAUAAAAAACAGCUUCAAGCUAAAUCUUGA